UAUUGAUUCCAUUAGUCCCUUAAAUGACAUCGAUUGACUGGGCUACUGUCUAUGAAUGUGUAAAUAUCAUCUUUACAAAUGCAGUUGCGCAUUCGAGCUGAGAUACCGGUAAUGUGAACGUACACCACAGACGAAACAAAAUGGCGUCCUUAUCGAAUGUAUUACCAGCCCCAUCUCAACGUAUAUAUGAUAGAGAUGAUGAAGACCGACAGUACAGGUCACAAAUGCAGGUUACCCCUGUCACAAGCAAGAGGGCUGCCCCACCAUAUGGACACAGGAAGGGAUGGAUACCAAGAUCACAGGAGGAUUUUGGCGAUGGUGGUGCCUUCCCAGAAAUUCAUGUUGCUCAGUAUCCACUUGGGAUGGGUUUGAAAGAAACCACAUCCAAUUCUUUGGCUGUGUCACUUGAUCAGCAUGGAAAGAUCAAGUAUGACGCCAUUGCCAGACAGGGACAUGGCAAAGAUAAGGUGAUCCACUCCCGUCCUGGUGACUUGGUGCCAAAGAUGAUAGAUGAGGAUGACCCUGAUCUGCAGCGUCCAGAUGAAGAGGCAAUUGAGGACACAACAGAGAAGACCAGGCAGGCUUUGUCCAAGCUGGUCUCCAGCAAGAUUUCGGCAGCCAUGCCAGUCCGGCAUGCAGAGAAACAAGCACCUGCUCAGUAUAUCAGGUACACUCCAUCUCAACAGGGUGUGGCCUUUAACUCGGGGGCCAAGCAGAGGAUCAUCAGAAUGGUGGAGGUGCAGAAAGACCCCAUGGAACCACCACGAUUUAAAGUGAACAAGAAGAUCCCCAGGGGUCCUCCAUCACCGCCAGCACCCGUGAUGCACUCCCCUAACAGAAAGGUUACAGUAAAAGAGCAACAAGAGUGGAAGAUUCCUCCCUGCAUCUCAAACUGGAAAAACAACAGAGGAUACACUAUACCUCUUGACAAACGUCUGGCUGCUGAUGGCCGUGGUUUGCAGGGAGUCCACAUCAAUGAGAACUUUGCCAAGUUAGCUGAAGCCUUGUAUAUUGCUGAUAGAAAAGCUAGAGAGGCAGUGGAGAUGAGAGCGCAGAUCGAGAAGAAGAUGGCUCAGAAGGAGAAGGAGAAGAAGGAAGAGAGUCUCAGGAUGCUGGCCCAGAGGGCGAGGGAGGAGCGUGCAGGGAUAAGGAGAGCUGAUGAACGUGAUGAAGAGGAGGUUGAGAGAAAUGAACUAAGACGAGACAGACAAAAGGAGAGGCAGAGAGACAGGAAUCUAGCCAGGGCAGCCCCAGAUAAGAGAUCUCGCAUUCAGAAGGAGCGUGAACGUGACAUCAGUGAGAAGAUUGCCCUGGGAUUGCCCAAUGCUGGAGGUUCUCAAGAAACACAGUUUGAUCAAAGACUCUUCAACACAAACAAGGGUAUGGACAGUGGUUUUGGUGAUGAUGAGGCAUACAACGUCUAUGACAAGCCUUGGCGUGAGGAGAACAGCAUAGGCAACCAGAUCUACCGUCCAUCCAACAGGAAGGACAAGGAUCUAUAUGGAGAGGACUUUGACACCCUCAUGAAACAGAAGAGGUUCGUCCCAGACAGGGAGUUCGAGGGCACUGACAGAAGUCGGCGCCGUGAUGGGCCAGUGCAGUUCGAACAGGAUGUGGAGGAGGAUUUGUUUGGUCUGGAUAAAUUCUUCACAGAGGCUAAGCGGGGUCAGAAGCGUGCUGGAGAUGACUCUAGGUCUAGCAGGGACUAUGAAUCUAGCAAGAGCAAACAAAAGCGGAGAGAAUAAGCAUUAAUAAGCAAGAGGGAAUGAGAUCAAGACUUACUUCCACAAGUCACAUAGCAGAUGUGAUCAGCAUGUAUGUUCCGGUUUUCAACAUGGAUGCACUGGGAUAAAUCACACAUUCUCAUUUGAGUUGAUAGGAAUGACUUCAGGUCUUCUGUCAGGGAGUUGAGUCUUAUAACUGCAUUUUCAUACUAGUACAGAAGAGUGCAUGUCUAAUGUCUGAAUGGAAGAAGGAAGAGACAAGUUAUCAUUCAGCAAAUUGAGAUACAUAUUAACUGUUAGCUCAACAGGGCAGAGAUUUUAACUCGAGCAUCUGAGGAAACAAAAACUUACCAAAUGAUGCUUUACAACAUAAUUGAAUGUUUCUUUUGGCAUACGUAUUUCCUUUUCAAACAAUGGGGUAUUGUCACAUAGAUUUUGAAACAAUGAGCCAAGUGAAAAGAAUAAUAUUGGAUCACAUGUGCCUUUGUGUUCCUUAGCUUGCUACAUGUGAAAUAACUUUCAGGGUCAAGAAAAAAUCCAGAUUGAAUAAGAACAUAUGUACAUACAUACCUACCUUAUCCAAAACACCUCGACUUUGCAAUCAUGUCAUAUUGAAGCAUGUGCAGUGUACGUGAAAUGAAAAUUUUCAGAUUGUCAAAUCAGAAUUGUUUUAACACUGUAUGCAUGGAGAUGUCAUGUGUUAUUCAUGUAAAUAGGAUAUCUCUCAGUAGUGUUUUGUGUAUGUGGUUUUACCUGCAGAAUACAUUUGGUGAUAAUGACUGAUUUUACUUGUAAGGGUAUGAUCAAUAACUGAGUACAUGCAGCUCAGUUAUUUAAAUGAAAGAAUGGCGGCACAUCAUGGCUUCCAAGAAGCUAGUUUCCAUAACUAUGUUAAUUCUCAUUAAAUUGUAUCCUAUGAAAAUGAUAUUGUGAAUAAACAACAAGUGAAUGUACAA
Messenger RNA from Haliotis rufescens (red abalone), 2680 nucleotides. RefSeq names its product SNW domain-containing protein 1-like. The coding region runs from base 141 to 1745 and encodes 534 amino acids. Gene Ontology annotation, biological process: mRNA splicing, via spliceosome. Gene Ontology annotation, cellular component: spliceosomal complex. The record is from RefSeq and is a predicted model, not a curated record. NCBI's taxonomy places the organism in Eukaryota, Metazoa, Mollusca, Gastropoda, Lepetellida, Haliotidae. The transcript is spliced from 14 exons.